GCAGGCGUUUGGGAUAGGUUGCCAUAGCAGCACAAAUGCGUUGGCAACUGGAGGAACGCUAAAGAAGGAAGUUCUGUGAACUUUUCUAAAAAAAAUCUGAAGGCAAAGAAGAUCAAGGAACAUGCAUGUCUCAAAGCCAAAGUCCUCCAAAUGCCGUGACAGACCCAAACUGAGCCAGGGGUCAGACUCAUCAGGCCUCCACCCCUCAUCCGGGAGUCCUCGACCUCCCUUGCAUGACCGAUACAUGCGCUCCCGGGGCCUUCACGUCAAGCACAGCAGCCUGAGGAGCUCCAGUGACAUCCCUGAGCUGGUGGAGGCCAUAUCGGCACCGACACUGACCCUGAACAAAUACAGGGUCCUGCCUUCCAUCGAGACGAAGCCUGGACAGCAGCCAGACAUGAAGGGCCUGGAGCAGACCCUAGGGAUGACCUCUGACCUCUGUCUGAGAGACAACCUCCACCUCCACUCACGUUUCAUGGGGCGAGAGCCACGACUCUGCGCCAUCCAGGCACUCACAGCCUCCAAGAGCAUGCCUGAGGUGGGCACAAUGUCCGAGGUACGGUGCAGUCCUGUCUCCCCAAUGUCUUACAUCGAGUCACCGGAAGUCCCAGCAGAAGACAUUUCUGCCUUUUACGGAGAGGGUGGCUUGGUACUUGCCAUUCGGACUCCAUAUGGGAGCAGGGUUGAGCAUCGUUUUAACCCCAACCACACCCUGAGAGCGGUCAUCGCAGUUGCAGAGGCCCAAGAUGGGAGGCGCUAUCGGCACAGCCUGGUGGAAACUAUGGACAUGCCCCGCAGAAGCUUCACUGACCUCAGCAUGACACUGGCUCAGUGUGGCAUUCCCAACAGAUCGGUGCUGUGUAUAUCACAUUCAGAUGUUGGGGAAAAGUGACUUUGUUUUGAAUUUUGUAGAGGACAUUUUCUGUUGUUUGAUAAUUAUUUUUGUAUAAUAUUUUUCACAUUCUACAUAAAAUAACAAUUAAUUAUAAAAGUCA
This is a messenger RNA of Engraulis encrasicolus (European anchovy), 995 nucleotides long. It is a transcript of the gene ubxn10, whose product is annotated as UBX domain protein 10. The record is from RefSeq and is a predicted model, not a curated record. The transcript is spliced from 2 exons. Gene Ontology annotation, molecular function: protein binding. Lineage: Eukaryota; Metazoa; Chordata; Actinopteri; Clupeiformes; Engraulidae. Bases 122 to 892 code for a protein of 256 amino acids.